Molecule: messenger RNA, 1156 nt
Organism: Saccostrea cuccullata (small rock oyster)
Lineage: Eukaryota; Metazoa; Mollusca; Bivalvia; Ostreida; Ostreidae
Exons: 2
Coding region: 69-983 (304 amino acids)
Cellular component (GO): extracellular region
Molecular function (GO): chitin binding
Source: RefSeq, a predicted model, not a curated record
AAUAUUACAGAGCAAAGAACUUUCCACUACUUCUUAUCAAAAUUUUUAUUCAAUGAAAGGAAGGGAUCAUGAAGAUUACAUUGAAAACACUGAGUCUUAGCUCAUUUCUUUUCUGCAUUUCAGCAGAGGGUUUCCUAUUUCAAGACAAUCUUGGAGAUCUUUUAUCGUCUUGUAAACAAAAAGUUGAUGGUACUUAUCGUUUUACUGGUGACAGUGGACUGAUGAAAUUUGGAGAUUAUUUUGGAAUAGGUCGUGCAUGUGAUGCGUAUUAUAGGUGUGACAAUGGUGAUAUAACAAUCAAAAAAUGUCCAAGUGGAACCGUGUUUCAUGCUGAUAUGGGUGAUUGUAAAUCUGGUAACUCUUCUCUUCCACAAAGUUGUCAGUUGUAUUGCAAUCCGUAUGCAGACGAUAAGUUUCAUGAUUCGGGAUCCUUUCCAGAAAGGGUAGCGGAAUGUCCCUAUCCGCUACAAUUUUCAGAGAGAACAAAGCAAUGUGAGAAUUUCACUGACGUCAAUUGUGCAUCGCGCAGGGAAGAAAAAGAUUACUGCAGCUACUGGUACAUUGCAUAUUUGAACCGACACGGUGGAAACUGUGGUAAUGGAAAUCAUCCAAGUUGUUUUGAUCUACCUGAUGGUGUAUUUGAACAUCCUUUCGUCCAUAAAGCAUUUAUUCGGUGCUAUCAAAAUAGGUUAGUGGAGGAGGGGCAGUGUCCAGUUGACCCUCUAUGGGGAACACAAACAUAUCUCUAUAAAGGCAUAUGCACACAAAGGUUCGCUAUACCGGUAUCUGAUCCACGGGGAGUUGGGCGACUACCGGAUUGUUCUGGAGUACCAGAUGGCAGUUACAGAUUCAGUACAAGACCGUGUGAUGCAUAUUAUAGAUGUAAUAGCGGGGAAGCCAAAGCCAUCAAAUGUCCUGAUCGCACUCACUUUGACACCAAAAGCGGCAGGUGUUCUUCAACUGCUGCAUGUUACAGGGUCUAAUUAAUAAAUGUUCCUAUUGAUUAAUGGAAGUAAUAGCAAAGAUACACCAUAAAUUCUAAUAGAUUAAAUAAAAUAAUACAAUUGUGAAAAUGUUAAUUUCAACCGUAUAUGCAGUGUAAUUACAUAUGUAUACAGUAUAUUGUAUGCUAAUGUUUGUUUUGUAUGUAACAAAU